This is a messenger RNA of Ectocarpus sp. CCAP 1310/34, 1412 nucleotides long. Lineage: Eukaryota; Phaeophyceae; Ectocarpales; Ectocarpaceae. The record is from the annotation of a GenBank genome assembly.
GUUCUGGGCUCUGGACAGUUGCUGCGGAACAGGGAAUAAUUCUGGGCAACAUAAGUCAACCUGUGGUGCUUAGAGCAGUGCCAGUCGGUCUCCCCCUGCGCGUUUCUUUUCCAGUCCGAGAGGCGGGGGUCAACACGGGUUUGUUCCGUGUGCGGGAGUGCGUCACGCCGAGAGAAACACUGCGGGGCUGCUGCUCGGUGCGCCAUGGCUAGUUUUGAAGAGGCAGCCGUGGUGGAGAGGGCCACUGGUGUGGUACGCGUUGAACCCGAGCAAGAAGCAGCGCUAGGGGGUUCGUCCUCUUCACGAGCCAGCGACCAGCAGCAUGAGCGAGGAAGAGAAUGCAACGGGGGCGGUGACAACUCGUCGCCAAGAUGGACCAGGUCGCACUCGCCUUUGAGGCAGCUAUUGAGUUCCUCGGCAAGUAGCAGACCUGGUUCCCCGAAGACCGGCAACGAUGGACUUGGAAACGGAAUAGGUGGUGGCGGUGGCGGUGGUUCUGCUGGCGGCAUGCAACCCAUCUCCUCAUUAGACUUCGCCCACGAGGAAGCACUGGGGGUGCUGGCUGGAGCAGCGGCGAACGCAAAGCCUUGUGACAUACCGCCGUCUGAUGAUAUUGAACGUGCUGCUCAGCACGAGCAGCGGCCACAGCAGCCGCAACAACAGCAGCGAGUCUUCGUAAAGAACGUGCUCCGUCCCGUGUCGUACGAUGAGUGCCACAUUCCUUCGGAAGAUGGACAAGACGAUGGUGGCCACGAUGACAACGUCAACGCAGGCAACGUUCCGCGGCCCCUGCUCGCCACGGUCGUGUCGUCUGACCCAGUUCCCUCGGUACGACAGCCUAGCUAAUAUGUCUCUGCUGCUACCGCCCCGUCGGUACCUGGACCGACAACACAACGAGUGUGUGGUAUUACAGAGAAGCUGACGGUGGUCAUUUUUCACGUGGCGUAGAGGGGUGAUGCGGUGAAAGGUGAAGCCAGGCGAAGAGUCAGCGAAUCGCGGACGCGGAGGUAAUACGCCGAUAAGCUCUUCACAGGGGACAUUUCACAGAAAAGGGCAUGGGGUUGCGGGAAGGUGAAGGGUGUGGGAGGCGAAAACAUUGGCAUUGGAUUUUCGUUUUACAUAGUAGUGGUGCGUCAUUGUUUCGUUUGGUAGCGCAAGAGGUACUACAGUAGUGGUAGGACCGUUGUACUGCAACCGGGUUUUGCAACGCCAACGCUUCUCCCGGAAAUGCAUGUAUUGUCGUUUCGGAAAUUUAUAAACAGAAAGUGUAUCAUCCUAGAACGAGCUAAUGUACCAGAGCGCUAAUGAGGUUGCUGUUGGCUCCUCACACGAAACCUUGAACUCUUUUUUUAAGACCCUCGUGCGUUUCGUGCGGAGGAGCUCGUGCUAAUAGCAUCUUUUCCGUGAAGUGC